GGAACCCUGUUGCGCUGGGGUUUGUUCCCACACGGCGUUUCGUGUAGAGGCACCGUGUCACUUCCUGUUAGGACUCUCAGCAGAGCCGAAGCUAAUCAGCUGUUAGCCGCUUUUUGUCAACAAAUGUGAAUGUGGCGCAAACAUUGACACACAACAAUGAUUCCGUACACGGUCAACAUCAAACUAGCGGCUCGGACAUUGACUGGCACUCUCAAUUUGCAGAAUAAAACCGCCGUGGACUGGGGUUGGCAGGGGCUGAUAGCUCAGGGAUGUCACUCCAGUAUUCUCAUCAUCGAUCCAAAGACAUCCCAGACCAUUCAGGUGUUGGAGAGGCACAAAGCUAAUGUGGUCAAGGUGAAAUGGUCUAGGGAAAACUACUACCACAACCUGAGCUCUCCCUACUGUCUGCGGCUGGCUUCCGGAGAUGCCUCAGGGAAGAUCAUAGUGUGGGAUGUGGUCAGUGGCACUGCCCACUGUGAGAUUCAGGAGCACUCCAAACCUAUCCAGGACUUGGAGUGGUUGUGGAAUCAGGAUGCCUCUCGCGAUCUGCUGUUAGCUGUCCACCCUCCCAACUACAUCGUCCUUUGGAAUGGAGACACGGGCACCAAGCUGUGGAAGAAGAGCUACGCUGAAAAUAUCCUCUCCUUUUCUUUUGACCCCUUUGACCCUUCCAACAUGGCGUUGCUGACCAGCGAAGGAAUAGUCUUUAUCACAGACUUUACUCACUCCAAACCACCAGGCAGCGCUGGCAAAAAGGUUUACAUCGCCAGCCCCCAUGCAAGCCCUGCUCACACCAAACCUGCACCUGCCACUGCUCCCGCCCCUACUGGUGCCAAGAAGGCCCUCAACAAGGUCAAAGUGCUCAUCACCAAUGAAAAACCCACUGCGGAGGCGGUGACGUUGAAUGACUGCCUCCAGCUGUCCUACCUGCCAUCCAAGAGAAACCACAUGCUGCUGCUUUAUCCACGAGAGAUCCUCAUCCUGGAUCUGGAACUCAGCCAGACGGUGGGCGUGGUUGCCAUCGAGCGCUCCGGGGUGCCCUUCAUUCAGGUGAUCCCCUGUGCUCAGCGGGACGCCCUCUAUUGUCUCCAUGAGAACGGGUGUAUCACCCUCCGAGUUUGUCGCUCCACUACCACCGCAGAGGAAGCAACAGACCCAGAGCAGAGUGUUCACGAGCUUGUGUACGACCUGCGUUCUCAAUGCGAUGCCAUCCGAGUCACCAAGACAGUCCGGCCAUAUCGUAUGGUCAUCUGUCCUGUCAACGAAAACAACGCUGCGCUAAUGGUCAGUGAUGGCAGAGCCAUGUUGUGGGAGCUCAAAGCCCACACUGGCAAGGCUGCUGCCAAUCCUAGCUCGGGUCUUUCGCCGCUCUACUCCCCCGUGUCGUUUUGUGGAGCUCCACUGGGUCCAAACCAGAAAAGGAUUCAGGAUCUCUCUCUCAACAGCAUGAUCGGUCAGACCUUGAUAGCUGGUGAGGCUCCUCCUCCAUCAUCCAACCAGCAAGAGGUCCAGCUGAAGUUCCUGCUGACUGGCCUGCUGUCUGGACUGCCGCUGCCACCAUUUGCCAUCCGCAUGUGUCCACCUCUUACAACCAAAAACAUCAACCACUACCAACCCCUACUGGCUGUAGGCACCAGUAAUGGCUCUGUACUGGUUUAUAACCUGACGAGUGGUCUGCUCCACAAAGAACUCAGUGUCCACUCUUGUGAAGUCAGGGGGAUUGAAUGGGUGAGUCUUACCAGUUUCCUAUCUUUUGCCACUUCUGCUCCCAACAACAUGGGCCUGGUGCGAAAUGAACUGCAGCAUGUCGACCUGCCUACUGGCAGAUGCUUUGCAUUCAGAGGCGAGCGUGGAAACGAUGAGCCACCCAUUGAGAUGAUUAAAGUGUCUCAUCUCAAACAGUACCUGGUGGUGGUGUUCAGAGAUAAACCCCUGGAGCUGUGGGACAUCAGGACGGGGACGCUCCUCCGAGAGAUGGCUAAGAACUUCCCCACCGUUACGGCAUUGGAGUGGUCCCCAUCCCAUAACUUGAAGAGCUUAAAGAAGAAGCAGAUGGCAGCGAGGGAGGCCAUUGCUCGGCAGACGGUGUCAGAUGCCGAGCAGAGUAGCGUUGAAUCCUCAGUGAUCAGUCUCUUACAGGAUGCAGAAAGCAAGUCAGAGACCAGUCAGGCCAUCUCAGCCAGGGAGCAUUUUGUAUUCACUGACACAGACGGGCAGGUCUACCACAUCACCGUAGAGGGCAAUACAGUCAAAGACGGUGCACGAAUUCCCCCUGAUGGUAGUAUGGGCAGUAUCGCCUGCAUUGCCUGGAAAGGUGACACCCUGGUGCUCGGGGAUGUGGAUGGCAAUCUCAACUUCUGGGACCUCAAAGCUCGGUUGUCAAGGGGAAUACCAACACAUCGUGGCUGGGUGAAGAAGAUCCGCUUCGCUCCGGGAAAAGGCAACCAAAAGCUGCUGGUCAUGUACACGGAUGGUGCAGAGGUCUGGGACACCAAAGAGGUUCAAAUGGUCAGCAGCAUGCGGAUCGGCCGCAAUGUGAACUAUCGCAUCCUAGACAUUGACUGGUGCACAUCAGACAAGGUUGUGCUGGCCUCUGAUGAUGGCUGCAUCCGAGUGUUGGAGAUGGCCAUGAAGUCUGCUAGCUACCGCAUGGAUGAGCAAGACCUGACCGAUCCAGUGUGGUGUCCUUACCUUCUGGUGCCCCGUGCCGCACUCACUCUCAAGUCAUUCCUCCUGCUGCAGCCCUGGUCAGGAACCUUCACCAUGGAUAUCACUCAGGUAGACUACAAUGAGAAAAAUGAGAUAAAAGGCCUGAUCCAGGAGCAGCUCAACUCCUUGUCAAAUGAUAUGAAGAGUGUGCUGCAAGACCCAGAGCUCAGUCUGCUUCAGCGCUGCCUCCUGGUCUCAAGGCUGUUCGGGGAUGAGUCAGAUCUUCACUUCUGGACAGUGGCGUCCCACUACAUCCAGUCGUUUGCCCAGGCUCGCCAGCUGAGCAUGUCGACUGCGGAGGUUCAGGCUCAAAGUGAUGGAACCCAGACGUCACCUCAGAACCAUCUGGACAUCUGCCAUGACGUCCUGUGUGAGAGCUCCUACUUCCAGAAGUUCCAGUUGGAUCGGGUUCAUCUGCAGGAGGUGAAGCGCUCCAGUUAUGAACACACUAAGAAAUGUGCCGACCAGCUCCUCCUGCUGGGUCAGACGGACCGGGCAGUGCAAUUACUGUUGGAGACAAGUGCUGACAACUCCAGCUACUACUGUGAUUCACUCAAAGCCUGCUUAGUGACCACCAUCACCUCUUCAGGCCCUUCACAGUCCACCAUUAAACUAGUGGCCACCAACAUGAUUGCCAACGGCAAGCUAGCAGAGGGAGUACAGCUGUUGUGCUUGAUUGACAAGGCGGCGGAUGCUUGCCGCUACUUGCAGACCUACGGGGAGUGGAACCGUGCUGCCUGGCUGGCUAAGGUGCGUCUGAGCCCGGCAGAAAGCUCGGAUGUACUGAAGCGAUGGGCCGAGCACCUGUGCUCCCCGCAGGUCAACCACAAGUCCAAAGCCAUCCUGGUGCUGCUUUCCCUGGGCUGCUUUUACAAAGUUGGAGAGAUGCUCCACAGUAUGAGGCACUUUGAUCGUGCCGCCCUCUUCAUCGAAGCCUGUUUGAAGUAUGGGGUUAUGGAGGCCAACGACUCUUCCAAUAAACUCAUCGAAGCAUCAUUUCUGGACUACGCACGGCUGCUCCGCACGCUGGGCCUGAGAGAGGGUGCCGCUCUGUGGGCAUCACGGGCCGGCACCGCUGGCGAGCAGCUGAUGGAGGAGCUGUUCCAGGGAGAGGGGGGAAUACCAGAAGCGGUUUUUGGCAAAGAGGAAGUAGUGAUGGGCCAGGAGAGCACCGCGUGACCUCCAAAGAUGAGGUCUGGAAGAGAACACACUCUUUUGGUGCAAAUCUAGGGUCGUCCAUUCAGUCCAGCUUCUAUAAUGUAACCAUUGUGAAUUCGCUCUGAGUCGGUAUCCAGGGGGAUUAUGAACAUCAUCUCCUCAUCACGAGGAGAGAGGAGAUCGGAUGAGUUUUCUCCAUGUGAAGUUCGUCAUUGGAGUCUGCCUGUGUCUGUGGCUGUAAUGACGUUUCUUAAUGUUUAGUAUGACUAGUGUGUUUGUGUGCAUAUGUGUAUGCAUGUAACAGCCCCAAAAGAAACACACUUUUGUCCUGAUUCCCCCAACAAGUGAAAUAAUACACAUUAUUGAUAUUGGUCUACUUUUUUGUUGUUGUUGUUCUUGUUGGUUGAUGAAUUUAACUCAUUAGAUUUUUUAAUGGUUGCUGGUUGAGCUUUAUUUUUUGUGCCUGUAUUAAUAACUUCAAAGUGCUGUUGUAGGUCUACAGAUUUAAUUAUCCUUUUUUGCUGCUGGGAUUAAAUGUGGCGUGAUGAAUUUAAAAUAAUACGUUCCUCAUGUAAUUUUGAAAAUGCACUGCCAUUAUAGAAGGUCUCCCUAACUACUCCAUGACUGAAUUCCAAAAUUAUUUUUAUUUUUUAUUUUUUUUGCACUUUUGAUUGAACCAAAAACACUGCGUUAUUUUAAUAACUUUGCUUCCUCUGCCCUCCCUGUAACAGACACAAUAAAACUCCAGACAGACACUUGCUGUAACAGACUGGAUGUUUAAUCCACAGCAGGGGAGGUGCUCUAUAAAUGACUGACCAAAGCCUGCUACUGCACAAGCCUGUAAAUUAGUCAGCCAGGCCACUCCGCCCUUAUUAGACACUUAUUAGUUAAAUUAUCUCUCUAUUAAGAGUGGGCCCGCUGCCACGUGGAUGACACCAUUUAAUUAUCUCAUGUAGCAUUCAGUUCAGUUAACCAGAUUUUGUCAUUAAUCCAUUCCAUUAAAUUAAUUUGUAUUUUUUAAUUUUCUACUUUUAUGAAGACUCGAGGGGAUACUUUUGCUCUCUGUAUUCUUUGGUGUUUGUUCUCUGGCGUGUGUGUGAGUGUGUGUGUGUGUCUUGCAAGAAAAGCUGUGAUGUGUUGUUACUCAUUUUAAUCAGACCUCUGAUGGAACCAUUUACAAACGAGUAAUCUGUGCUGCUGCCACUGUCGCUCAGUCAUCACAAAAAUGACUGACUCACAGUUUAGGACCUGGUUUAGACCUGCAGCCACCUCUCCUCUCCUCUGCUCUGCUUUUGCCUCAUCUUUACGUAGUGAAUAUCUACCGAUCAUCAAAAUCAUCUGUGUGACAAUGCAAAGACUUUAGUGAUUGUUGUGUUGAAUUGCCUUCUAAUGUGUUAAGUUGUCCUGAAACAAGACAGUAACUCCAUCCACAGGACCUUUUCUUGUGUGUCAUUGUGUUUCAUAAACACGUCAGUGCUGUGUUACAGUUAACCCCAGGCAGUGUCACUAUGGCAACCCAGGCCUAUUUUUGGGGACUACAUGUUAUUCCUGUAGAUCCAUUUCACAUAGCUCCACUUACAUACGGUAGGAUCUCGAGAGUCCAGCAUAGAGUUACAACCCAACAGAUAAUCAGCUGUAGUUUACUUGAUGCUGUGUGCCCUCCUCCAAUCAUGUCAUACAGUAUUGUGGAAGCACCAUGUACUGUACUGCCUCUUUAUGAUUAGGCACUAGUUUGAUUAACACUUGCUGCUUUUCUUUGUAAUUAGAUGAAGUAAACAAAGUUUAGCCUUUUUUUUCAUUGUUCUCUGUAUAUUGUUAACAUGGUGAUCCUAAUGCUUUAAGCAACAAAAAAAAAAUAUUACAAGUGAAAAAAAGAUAUACUGUAUGUAUAUAUGGAUGGCAAUAAAAUCAAAAUUAUUAA
This is a messenger RNA of Larimichthys crocea (large yellow croaker), 5788 nucleotides long. It is a transcript of the gene wdr11, whose product is annotated as WD repeat domain 11. The transcript has 29 exons. Gene Ontology annotation, cellular component: cytoplasm. Lineage: Eukaryota; Metazoa; Chordata; Actinopteri; Sciaenidae. The record is from RefSeq and is a predicted model, not a curated record. Bases 157 to 3888 code for a protein of 1243 amino acids. Gene Ontology annotation, molecular function: protein binding.